UUAAAAAUAAAUGAAAAAAGGCAAAUAAGCGAAGGAUCAGUCCGUGUAGAAGGAACUUAAGGACUUAAUCCUUAGGGCAGCUGGCACGCUUUGAUUGGGUCGAGUUGUGUUUGUGUGUCGUGGUCACGAAAAAAAAAAUCAUUCGACACAAACGUAGAAAAAAAAACUCUCGAAGAAACAGAAGGCGAUUUUCGAUCCAUCUCGUUCCAUCUUCUUCCCUCGCGUUCCACGGUUAAGCAAACAUGGGCCAAGACUAUAGCUACACCCAGCCUUCCUCAUCAGACGAGUAUGACUUGACCUCACUGCUUGAAGCUGAAGCGGCUUUGUACGCCGAAGAAGCUGAGAGUAGCUACAACAUUGGUGAGCCUGUUCAGUGCCCACCUCAGCCGUUUCAGUACUUAUGUGGGGGACAUACAAAUGCGGAGGAGAUGCGUGCCUUUGAGACACAACUUAGUCUUCUCAAGGAUCAAGUUCGUGCGAGUGACCAGAAGCUGGCUACGCUCGAGAAGACCCUGUGUGAUGAGUUAUGCAAGAAGACAUCAUGGGUUACAAUUCUUGGAGUAUCUCUUCUGCUGAGCCUUUUACUUUUAAUAGCGGUGAUAAUUCUUGGAGGAACAACUUCGAAGGAUAGUAGAAGACUAUCUAACGUGGAGACUGUCUUUAAUGUUAGAAACAUUUAAACUGAAGCUAUUUCUCUGUUUUUUGCUUCUCUGAAAAAAACAAAACAUUUAUAUUGAAACUCUUUAUCUUAAAUGCUUACCUUCCUUAUUCAGAUUUGAUAUGAUAUUAAACGUGUUUUCAUACCAGAUCUAAACUUUGAUUAGACUUUUCAUAGGUUGCUCAAAAAAAAAUUACUUUUCAUAAAAACAAUCUAUUUAACAAUUAUUUUCAUGUUAAUGUAAUAGUUUUUUAAACUUAAGUGUGAAUUCUAGAUUUAUGGUGGUGAUUAACUUGAAAGCAAAAACCCAAUAUGGUAAAGUCAGUAGAGUUCGAAUUCUGGCCACUGAAAAAUUAACAUUUCGGCAUCGCCAAAAACAUGAAACCGACACAUGGUAACACAUGACUAGUUUGGAUCAGUUAUGUGGGCUAGGAUACCUUGUUUAAUUCAAAUAAAAGAAAAAAAAAUUUAAUUGUGUGAAGAUCGAAAACGAUUGGAGAUGGAUACGGGAUAUAAUCAAAGACAAGGGCUAGAAACCAUAAAACUAUUUUUUUUUUGUAAAUAAAGAAACAACAUAGAUAUAAAAGUAAAACAUAUUAAAAAUUUAAAAAUUGAAAAUUAAAAAAUAUCAUAUAAUUAUUGUCAGUGUAAAAGUAUUUUCAUAUGAUUUUAUAAAAGAAAAUUUAUUAAAAAUUACUCCCAAAAUCUUUUUCAGGAAAAUAUGAAAAUAGAUAAUAGAGAAAUGAAAGUAUAAAAAUAAAAAUGUAAUAGUGCAUAAGUUACGAUCUUAUAGUAUAGGUAGAGGUGAGAUUAGCAAGUGGUGGCGGAUAAGAACAAAAAUUCAACUUAAUUUAAAGAUUUCAGAUAAAUUACUACAACUUGAAAAAAGAUGAAUUUAAUUGAAUCUUAUUCAAGUUUUUUCCAAAAAAAUGAAGCAAAUCAAAUUUGUCUCAAAAACUCAAAAAUUAGUUUAUUGAUUCUUAAAGUCUGUCUAACAAACCUAAAAAUAAAAAUAUAUAUAUAUAGAACUUUUAGAAAUCCUAAUUUUUACAAUAAAACUAGUGUUUUUAAAACUGGAUCGGAAGUUAAACCGGAUAACUUUUGGGUCAUGGUUCAAUAUAGUUCGUCGGGUCAAACCUGGUUUAAUAUUUUUUUAGUUUAUAAAUUUAAAAGUAAUGUAAGUAAAUAUGAUACAGAAUUAGAAAUGUAAAUGAAUUUAAAACAUAAAACAUUAUAAAACUAGUUUAAUGGUUAUAUGGAUGAUUUAAAGAUUUUUGAUAGUUUAAUGAUUUUUAUUAGUUUAAUAACUCUAAGAUCUAAUGCGACUACGUAAUCGGUUCAUGAUCGAACCAAUUAUUAGACCCAAUCCGACUAUUCAACAGGUUCAUGGACGAACCCGAUUCAACCACCGGAUCGGUCCGAUUUUAAAAACACUGAGUAAAACUAAAACACAAACAAUAACGAAAUAAGUAGAUAAAAAAAUAACUCAAAUAUGGAAAGUAUUCGUUGGAGCUUCUAGGAUGAUGAUGCAUCAGAUCUUCUGGGGUAAAGAAGAUUCAACCACAAAUCGUAAGGUUGGAUGGAGACAUGUUUUUCUCAAAAAUUGGAAAACUGAGUUUUUUGCUCAAAACCAUUAAGUCACAUUUAUCUAUCAAAACGAUAAAAUCACAUUUUAUGCCAAAACCAUAAAAUUAAGGUUUCUCGCCAAACUGGAAAUCGAGUUUUUUGAUAAACCGCAAAAUAACGCACUACAAGAAAAUGCGCUAAUAACGACUACACGUUAUGACUAAAAAAGUAUGGUCGUAAUUUUAUGACGAAUUUACAUCGUCAUUACGUCCAUAUAAAAAAUCGUCGUAAAAUCGACGUAAACAUACAACAACAUUUUGUCGUAAAUUUGUCGUAAUGUCACGACAAAUCUACGACGAUUUGCAAUGAUUUUUAAAUAUCGUCUUAAAGUAGUUGUUACAUUACGACUAAAUUACAUCAACAAGUUAGGAUCUAAUUAACGACUACAUUACGAGUAAAACAAAAGGUUGUUGUUGUACAUGUGAUAAAUGUUUGUACGUAUGGUUGGUAAAAAUAUUGGCAAUAUAGUUGUUAAGUUAAAGUAAAUUUUAUGUUGUAGUACAUUUCCACCUACCAAAUUCGAAAAUUUCCUAUAAAUAUGUACUCCUCUCCCAUUCUAAAGAUGCAUAA
Molecule: messenger RNA, 2854 nt
Organism: Brassica rapa (field mustard)
Lineage: Eukaryota; Viridiplantae; Streptophyta; Magnoliopsida; Brassicales; Brassicaceae
Source: RefSeq, a predicted model, not a curated record